Molecule: messenger RNA, 2277 nt
Organism: Metarhizium brunneum ARSEF 3297
Lineage: Eukaryota; Fungi; Ascomycota; Sordariomycetes; Hypocreales; Clavicipitaceae
Source: RefSeq, a predicted model, not a curated record
AUGCUUGUCGCCGGUGCCGCCGCAACAAGUCCCUGCGAUUCGUUCCGCCCGUGCUCGCUGUGCUUGCGCGCUGAUGUGGAAUGCGAAUCGGCCCAGCUUGAGGAGUCGGCACGCAUUCAGAAGCCUAUCAUUCGCAAGCCGCGGCGAAGACUCACACGGCGAAUACGACCUCAUCUAGGAGAUGCUAGAGGCAGCUCCAACGCGACAACCUCGCCAUCGACAUCGCCCAACAACGCACCCCCCAAUGCCUCAGAACAUGAUGCGUUUCACGACGAAACGCACCAAGUCCGGUGCGAAGUGCCGUCACAGUUGUCAGAUGAUGUCCACUCGCGCCACGGCGAAGCAGACUCGGCUAUGGGCAUUGCGAGAAAGAUAAGCCGACUUGGGAGUCAAGGCAUUGAAAGUUGUUCGACCUUUGCCAUUCCUGAUGGUGGUUACCGCGCCCAAAGUCCUCGCUCAGGUGUUGGUGAUACACGUAUUCCCAUUUCAACCAUCUUGGGAAGCCGAUUUCCGGACCGUCGGCUCAUCCAACAACUCAUGGAAGACUACUUUGAUGCGGUUCACUGGUUUUCUUUGGUUAUAUACGAACCAAAGUUUCGGAAGCGACUUGCCUCCGUGGAAGAUGGAUAUGCGUACCAAUCCGAUGCUUCUUUUCUUACUUUGUUAUCCAUGGUCUUGUGCAUGGCUGCGUGGUAUCGGUCGAACCGAGCAGCGCACGAGGCUGAUGAGGAUUGGCGUCGUUGGAGUGAGGAUCUACUGGGCAUUGUUGAAUCCAGGUUGAUCUGCCUGAUGGAUGAGACGUCAAUUACAGCUGUGCAGACGUGCAUCUUGUUGGGCUCUCACCAUGUCUACCACGGUCGACCAAACCUUUCCUUUGCGCUACUGGGAGCAACGAUUAAGAUAUCUCAUGCUCUGGGUAUACAUCGUCAUCUGCCGCAUAAAAGCCCUGACGAAAUUGAGGAGCGAAAAAGAGUGUGGUGGACAAUCUACACGUGGGACAGAUUUGCCUCCAUCUCAUAUGGGCGACCAUUAAGCAUAAAUGAUGAAGACUUUAACCUCGAAAUGCCGCUAGAAUAUCCCGAAUCGCCAUACUUUUCUCAGAAAUCCGGGAGCCAGCAAUCGUCAGACCUUGUAUAUUCGCGAUACCAGACUGAAUUGAGUAGUCUCUACCGCAUUGUAUCCCCAGCGUUGAAAGUAAUUUUCGGCUCCAUCUCCACGCACAAUUCCAAACAACGCUACGAAUCCGAGUACGCUUCACUAGUAAGCGAUGUAACUACAAAGCUAAAUACCUGGAAAAGCAAUCUACCUCCGCACCUAAGCCUGAAUCUAGAUCAGGACUACUGUCCUAGAAAUAUACUUUAUCGGCCAUUUCUAGCCAAGCAGGUCGAUCACCUGUCGAUUAUGCCCUCAAACGCAUAUGCCCUCGCAUCUCAAGCUGGGUCUCCUGUUCCUGAACUCCACGGCUCUCCAUUAACUGAAAGCCUGAGAAACUUGACAACCCCGGAUGCCGCCAGCAACUCGAACAACAACUCGGAGUAUUGGCUGAGUGCAGCUGUAAGAACGGGACGACUUGCUGAGCUGCCUGAGCUCGCCCAGCUUGCCAAAGAGAGCCAUCUCGUUGCCUUUAUGGCUAUAAAUUUGUUCCACGCUGCCAUCGUGCUUAUACUCCUUGCUUUGUCUGACCCUCUAUCUGAUAGAGCCCAGAAAUUGAAGCGGACAAUCACCCGAGUACUUCGCUUACAGCAACUGCUGGGUAAGCAAUCAGCUCUGUCGAAACAGAGUGGGUUUGUACUCCAAAACCUCAUAUCAUUGCUGCUGAAGAGAGAGGAAGAGGCCAUGCUGGGCAGGCCUGCUCCUGGUCCUCGAAGGGUCGGCAAUGAAGAGGCCCGGCAGUCUCGGGUUCCCAUAAAUCGUGCUUCCCCGGUUUCUUGGGCGCGUCACCAGUCCUCCCCUUUGGGAGGACCGAACAUAAUCACUCAAAACGACUCUGCCGCACAAGUAUGGCCAAAUUUGGCCGUGGCACAACAGCUGAAUGAGAGUCUUACAUCCGUGCAGCAAGUAUUUCCUGUAGCCCACGAGCAGUCAUUUCAAGCUGCCAAUCUGGCAAGCGCGCCGUUUGAUGAGCGGCAGGUGUGGAAUUCUGCGUUCGGCCAGUCAGAUAGGUGUGAAAUCGAUCAGGCCGUAGGCCCAGGCGCCCCGGAAAUUGAAAAUGGGAUAAAUGGCCUUUUCUGGCUUUGGGAUUUUAACUGGGAUAGUGGUCAUAGUCAGCCAUAUUAG